GACAGAGACAGCACAGAAGCAAAGUUCAAAACCACAAGGAUGAAGAAGAUUGCAGUCCUGAUUCUAGCGUUUAGCAGCUGUCUGUGUAAAGUGCAAGGUAAUGAAAACAAUGACAAAGUCUGUCAGUGUUCAGGAUCCACCUGCUGCGGUGACAACUCCCUCACUUCCAUAAGUCAAACUCUGGGAGCUGUGGGAGAGAAAGUUGCAAACAUGGCACAAAAAAUCGCACUUUUGGAGACUAAGUUGCAAGACACUGGAAAAGAAGUCCUGGAGCUGCGGAGCCUGACUGGAGGCAGACCUCAGGUGGCCUUUUCUGCUGCUCUCCUGGCCUCUGGCUCUGGAGACACUGGACCUUUCACCUCUGCUACUCCACUCAAGUAUAAGAGGGUCUUCUCCAACACUGGCAGUAGCUACAAUCCUUCAACAGGCAUUUUCACAGCAAUGGUGAAGGGAAUGUACUUCUUUCGAUUCUCAAUGUUCAACAACCUCAGUCCAACUCCCAGCUCUGUUGUGAGUCUCAUGAAGAAUGGUGAGCGGCUGACAUCUGUCUGGGACACCGCAGGGUCUGAUGCAAACGACAUGGGCAGCAACGCUGUGGUCAUCGCCCUAGAGGUGGGAGACAACGUGUAUGUGGAGCUUGCGGAAAACCGGAGGGUCUAUGAUGAUGCAAUGAACUACAACACAUUCAGUGGUUUUCUGCUUUUCACUAUGUAAUCAGUGUGUUUGUUUAUGCUAGAGUGAAAUAAAUAUCUCUUUAUUCAUACUG
Messenger RNA from Etheostoma spectabile (orangethroat darter), 766 nucleotides. RefSeq names its product complement C1q-like protein 2. Gene Ontology annotation, molecular function: protein binding. The transcript has 3 exons. Bases 40 to 714 code for a protein of 224 amino acids. The record is from RefSeq and is a predicted model, not a curated record. Lineage: Eukaryota; Metazoa; Chordata; Actinopteri; Perciformes; Percidae.